AUGAGUGCUGCUGCCCAUGGGGGCCACGAUACAACCUCGCACCUGCGCCUUCCACCAAACCCGUCAUCCCCCUAUGACGGCUCCUGGGCCGGAUCCGAAGCUGACCCCGGCGAUAAAUUGCGCGAACGCCUCCGCAAAUGGGAGAUGGACAACCCGCCGCCUUCGGUGGUAGUUAGGUCAAACGAUGACGCUGUUGGCCCCGUCUCCAAUUCCAUGUCCGGCACUGUCGACGAGUACAAGUUCCUGCGCGGCCUUAACGAACCCACCGACAGCGACACUGAUGUGAGCUUUGUUGGAGACGAGCUGGUAAACGUGGGCUUGCCGUCGGUCGGCCUGAAGGCUGGCGAUCUUCUCGAGCUCGGUGCCGACAGCCUCCGCUUCAGCCUUCUCGCCAUUUGUCUGGGAAACUUCAACGGCUACGACCAUUUUUACACCAACUCGGGCAAGUGGGUUACGAGCCAGAACAUCAAGACGCGCUUCGUCGUAAGGAACUUCAUCCAGGACCCGGACGAACUGCAGGUUGUCAUAGAUGCCCUGCCCUCCACCUCUGGCGCUGCCGACGUCCUCGUUGCUUACCAUACGCUUAAUGCCGCGCCCUCGAGAGAAAUUGGCGCUGCGCUGAUCCGCCACAUGAACAACUUCGACGCCGCUGCCCGCCGCAUCCAGCAGACAUACGCCGAGAAGCUGAACCAAAUCUACCAGCUCCUUGGCCCCGAAGAGAAGCUAAUGAGCCUGGGCGAAAUCGCCCGCCUCGUCCUCCCCGGCGGCCCCAUGAAGAGCCAUCACACCUUCCCGCCAGACGUUCUCUAUGCAGUUUACACCUUUCUCUGCUCCGACGACCUCGCCUUCCGCCCCGUAGGCCAAGGUGGCCGCAACCAUCAAUCCUCGCUCUUUCUCAUGAACACCAAGGACGACAUUGAGAACGGCAAAAAGGUCGAAUUGAUAACACGCCAAUUCUACGAGGCCCGGGCCGCUCGAGCUGCACAGCGCAGAGGUGUUGCCCCCACAGCCGCCACCAAAUCUCUUUUCAUAGUCGAGGCGCGGAGGUUCAUUGACCAGAGCCGCAAGAGCCGGAAAUGGUCUCCGCAUGGCAUGUUGGGUCCAAGCACUCUGAAGCCAACGCCAAUUCCCGUCGAAUGGUCCCCAACCGCUCUCCAGAUCGUCAGGUUCAUGGAGCAAUGGGCCGCUGCCGCCAGAGUCUCCCGCGUCUCGCGUCUGCACGGCGCUGGCGCCGCGAUUCUCCGGGCCGUCGACCGCUAUGGCGAUGCCAUGCUCCUCGACGCCAACACCGGCUGGACCUUUCUCCAAGAAAUCGGCUGGAUCACGCCGUGGGACUUGCAAACUCGUCACUCUCUCCACCUCCCUGGAGUCAACAUUGACAGGGCUGGCAUCCUUGCAGUCAAACAGGAGGAUUUGGAACCAAUCAAAUUCGAGCCAGAUCAGCUGGCACCCCUCCGGACGGAGCUCACCGGUACCGUCUACUGCAUCGACGCCGAGAGUGCCGCCGAUAUCGAUGACGGAGUCUCAAUCGAAGAUGCCGGCGAUGGAGCAUACUGGGUUCACAUCCACGUUGCCGAUCCCGCCUCCCGUAUCAGACACGACAUGCCAGCGGCCAGGCGGGCGGCCAUCCUGUCCCAGAGCAUCUACCUUCAGGGCUACGAGCAUACCAUGUUCAUUGACAAUACAGUCCGGGAAACCUUUUCUCUGGCGCCAGACAGGCCCUCUCUCACCUUCAGCGCCAAGGUGAACGAGGCCGGGGACAUUCUUGAUUACAAGGUCACGCCAGCUAUCAUUCGGGAUGUCGUGUACAUAACGCCGGAGAAUGUGUCUGAGAUAUGCGGCGACGAAGUUGAAGACGUAACUGUACCGCCCGACAGCUUUGAAGUUGGAACGCGCCCAACUGAAUCCAAAUCCCCGACCAGGAAGAUGGCCAAGCCUGCCGAACUCUCGGAGCACCACCUCUCCGAGAUACGUAUACUUUCAAGGCUUUCCAAGGCCCUCCACCAAGUUCGUAUCCGAAACGGGGCCGUGCCAACCCAGCCCCCUCGGAUGGAUGUCGAGGUUUCGCUUGAGCAUACCGAAGUCGCAAGAUAUGCCGACGGCUUUCUGGGCUGCAGCGGAGACCCGUAUAUUCGUCUCUCGUACAGGCCGGGCAAUUUCAACACUUUUACCAGUAGCUUGAUGCUAACUGGUGGCGAGGUCGCGGCUCGGUGGUGUUCUGACCGCGACAUACCAAUUCCUUACCGAGUUGAACCGCUCGCCAGUGGGAAUAUAGCGGCCCUCCGUGACUUCACCCAGAAAAUCCUAUAUCCCGAACUUGCCAGUAACAAGAAGCCGGUGGGUGAGCACAUGCGCACUUUGAGCGUGCUCACUGGCGGGCACGACAUUUCAACCAGGCCCUCAACGAACUUCACGAUGGGUAUAGACAAGUACGCCAAGGCAACGUCGCCCCUGCGCCGCUUCUCCGACCUGAUUGUCCAUUGGCAGAUCGAAGCGGCUCUGCUGGAGGAGCAUCGCCGCGGCAGCUCCCUUGUCGUGAACACGAAGUCGCGAGACAGGACAGCCAAAACCUUCUUGCCAUUUUCAAAUGGCGACCUUGAGUACGACAUGUUCCCGCUUCUUCGUCUCCGGGAGUACCAUGCCAGGAUAAUGGAGAGGCUGGAAGGGCCCUCCUCGUGGGCCCUCCAGGCGCUUUUGCGGGGAUGGUGGUUCGGGGAAAACGCAGAGCAGCUCCCACGCACCUUUCGGUUCGCUGUCAACUUCAUCCUGACCAAUGGCAUCAUUAAAGGUAAGCUCGACUGGUUUGACCAGAUUGCGAUGCUAGACUCAAGGCAUUUGGGGGGGGUGUGUCGGCUGAGCGAGAUCAAGACGGGUGAUGUCUUCGUCGUGGAAAUAGACACUAUCAUUACUACUUCAAGGAAGAUUUACGUCAGGGCGUUGGAAAGGGUCGAGCAAUAG
Molecule: messenger RNA, 2958 nt
Organism: Lasiosphaeria miniovina
Lineage: Eukaryota; Fungi; Ascomycota; Sordariomycetes; Sordariales; Lasiosphaeriaceae
Exons: 2
Coding region: 1-2958 (985 amino acids)
Molecular function (GO): 3'-5'-RNA exonuclease activity; RNA binding
Source: RefSeq, a predicted model, not a curated record